Magallana angulata is the source of this 377-nucleotide messenger RNA. RefSeq names its product serine protease inhibitor Cvsi-2-like. The coding region runs from base 98 to 358 and encodes 86 amino acids. The transcript is spliced from 3 exons. Lineage: Eukaryota; Metazoa; Mollusca; Bivalvia; Ostreida; Ostreidae. The record is from RefSeq and is a predicted model, not a curated record.
GGUUAGAAAUGUAAUUCGUGCGGACCAAAAGAUAACGCGCGAUGCCAUAUUUAAGGGUUCACAUACGGUCUCCUCCACUAUAGUUUAUCUAAACAAUAUGAAGGCUGUCGCUGUUUUGCUUGUUUGCCUUAUUGGCUACGUCUACUCCGAGUCCUGUACAAACUCAGUCAGUGAGUGCCAGCACACGUCAUGUGACAGCUCGUCAGAACUCCACUGUGUGGACGGGCUGUGUACCUGUACCACCCCAACCAACAUGGCCUGUAGGACCCAACAGGACUGCCUAAACAUCGCUGAUUGGGACUGCCCAGCCAACAGACGCCAUUGCAUCGACAAUGUCUGCAGAUGCUCGAGAUUCUGAAUAAAUGUUUCUAGCUGAA